CCCCUUGCUUACCCGUCAUACCUCUUGUGCCGCCGCCGCCUAGCUCUCUUCAUAACCGUUUCGUUUCUUGUUUCUUUUUGGCUGCUGUUAAGAUGGCGGAUCGUCGGAGGCAGCGCGCCUCGCAGGACAGUAGUGAGGAGGAUGAAUCUGACUCUCCGCCCGGUAGUGCGGUCCCUUCCCCGCGCGGCACCCACUGCCUUGGCCUGGCCGUGGCGGGAGGUGGCAGUGGCGCUACUGUUGGUACCGAAAGCGCGGAGGCUCCGGAGACGGUGGAAGGUAGCCAGGCCGACUCGGAGUGUGAGAGUGAAGAUGGCAUAGAAGGAGAUGCUGUUCUUUCUGAUUAUGAAAGUGCUGACGACUCUGAGGCUGAGGAGGGGGAAUACAGUGAGGAGGAAACAUCCAAAGUUGACCUGAAGCGGGAUAGUAAUGAAACGAAUGAGAUGACAACAAAAGCAGACAAAGGGGAUGAAAAACCAGAAUCAAAAGGCACCGUGGCAGGCGAGAGGCAGAGUGGGGAUGGACAGGAAAGCACUGGACCAAUUGAGAACAAGGUUGGCAAAAAACUUCCUAAGCAUUUGGAUGAUGAUGAGGACCGGAAGAAUCCUGCAUACAUACCUCGCAAAGGUCUUUUCUUUGAGCAUGACCUUCGUGGGCAGACCCAGGAAGAGGAAGUCCGUCCUAAGGGCCGGCAGCGUAAACUGUGGAAAGAUGAGGGACGGUGGGAGCAUGACAAGUUCCGGGAAGAUGAGCAAGCACCAAAAUCAAGACAGGAGCUGAUUGCUCUUUAUGGGUAUGAUAUUCGCUCAGCACACAACCCAGAUGACAUCAAGCCCAGGAGGGUGCACAAACCAAGAUUUGGGAGUCCACCACAGAGAGAGCCAAACUGGGCCAAUGAAAGGCCUAGUAAGCCACCACGGCACCAGAGCCUAGACAGUACUCCUGUGCCGCCCAGGACAUUCAUUAACCGAAACUCGGCAGGGACAGGACGGAUGCCCCCACCAAGGACUUUCCCAAGAACCAGUGGCUACAAAGAGACCCGUCCAAGCUAUCGUGCUGUGGAUGUGAAUAGUCAGCAUGCGCCUCGCUUCAGUGAGCAGUCAAAGCACGAGAGCAAUUACCGGGCCAGGCGUAUGGAGCCAGUUCCAACGCGAGAGCCUUCUCCUGAGGCAGAGAGUCCACAUGUUCGCAGCAGCCCUGUUAAAAAGGAAGAGAUUGUUUCAGAAAGCCAAGUGACUCCUGUGGAUGUUCUGCAGCCACCCCCGGAUCGCCCGGUAGAGAAGAAGUCCUACUCCCGGGCAAGGAGGAGUCGGACCAAAGCAGGCGAGACAGGAAAAUUGACUGAUGAAGUUCCACUUCCAUCAGGAUUGGCACCUGCACCACUGAAAGCUACAGAUGUUAUACCAUCCUCCUCCCCAGCAAAGACUGGUAACUGGGAGGUCCCUGUUGAAACUAGUCUAGAUGGUCUCGAGCAAGACAUGACCCAGUUAAAUAUAACAGAACAGAACUGGAAUCAAGGGCAGCCUCAGUUCAUUCAACCUCAGGGUAUUCCUAACCAGAUGCACAUUGGAGCAGCCCCACCCCCCCAGUUCAACAGGAUGGAGGACAUGGGUGUUCAGGCGGGCCGUGCAAAGCGUUACUCAACACAACGUCAGAGGCCUGUCCCGGAGCCUGCUCCACCAGUGCAUAUAAGCAUAAUGGAAGGGCACUACUAUGACACACUACAGUUCCAGGCGCCAAUCUACACCCACAGUGAGAAUCCUGCUCCACUGCCUCCCCAAGGGGUGAUUGUUCAGCCAGAAAUGCACCUCCCCCAUCCAGGGUUACAUCCACACCAGACACCAGCACCUUUGGCAAACCCUGGUUUAUAUCCUCCUCCAGUCUCCAUGUCCCCUGCACAGCAGCCACCACCUCCUCCACCACAACAGCUGCUAGCACCAACCUACUUCUCACCUCCUCCUGGAGUGAUGAAUUUUGGCAGUCCUAGUUAUCCAUACCCUCCAGGGGCACUUCCGCCACCCCCACCUCCCCAUCUCUAUUCCAACACUCAAGCUCAGGCACAAGUAUAUGGAGGGGUCACCUAUUACAACACAGUCCAGCAGCAAGUGCAGCCCAAGCCUUCACCACCCCGAAGAACUUCCCAGCCUGUCACCAUCAAGCCACCCCCCCCUGAGAUUCUCGUUGCAGGUUGUAAACAGGGCUCCAGUUAACAUUUCUAAACGCUUUUGAAGGACAGCAGGAAUGAAAAAUCCAAAGAGAGGAGCAACACUUAAGGACUCUGCAUUUUGGUGGUUUCAGUAGAGUACCAGAGCUGGCACCUGUAGCAGGCAGAAGGCAGCUCCUCUGUGUGGAGCUUCUCCUCUCUUUUCCCUUGGUAAUGGGUGAUGCUCAUGAAUGUGGCCCCUUCUGCUAUGCCAUACUAUGUCAGUGUCAUGACUGGGGCCAGGUUGCCCAUCAGGAGGGCAUCAGCGAAACCACAUAACUUUGCAGUCUCUCUCUCUCAUCUUGGGACAAAGAGACUGUACAGACAUUGUUGGAUGUAAGAUUUGACUGCUCACUGAGAAACAGUUCUCCUCAUUCUAUUCCCUUCUACGUCUGACUGUUUAGGUGUCAGAACUAAAACUGCCCAACUUUUUCUUAUGUUAACUUUCCCACUUGAAGAACCUGACAUUGGCUUCUUUCUAUUCUGUUUAACAGGUUAACUUUGCCUUAGUUGCGUGAAUGUGUUCUCUUUGGCUGACUUUGUUCAAUAAUAUGAUUUUAAAAAUAAGUCAUACUAGUUGUGCAAACUCUUGUUAGUUUCUUGAAUUGAAAUUAUAGAUGAAUCUGGGAAAGGGUCAUCUUGUCUGAAAGCAGUUGUCGUCUUUUCUGUUGCCACUUCUUUCUUUUUAGGUAAAAGACCUUAAUUGAGAAUGAGCCCCUGUGGCAGUUGUCUGCUGAUCUUUUAAAUGUGAGCUGUCCCCAUCCACCACCUGGAAAAACAAAACACCUUAAGUAUGUUAGGGUAACCAGCAGGCCCAUCUGUGUGAUUAAUAGCCUGCAAACAUCAUGAUUUGGACAACCCCUAUUUCUAAAGAAGGUAGAUAUUCUUCUGCCUUUUGAAACAACACUGAUCCUUCAGAGCUCUUGAAGUGAUGCACCACAGGCUUUCAACCUGUUUGCCUGCACUUUGCGGCUUAGAUUUUGCUUGCCAGACUGCAUGGCUUCCACUGAACCCCUGCAUUUUGUAUGUAUUUUUAAUUCAUCUGCAAAACUGCACUAGGAAGGCAAAGCUCAAGGGGCCUGCCUAUAGCCACGUGAUGGAGCAGAGGUAAGUCCUACUCAGAGCAGACCCAUUGAAAUUAAUGAACCUAAGUUAAUCAUGUGUAUUAACUUCAGUGGGUCUACUCUGAAUAGAACUAGCAUUGAAUACCACCCAAAGUGUUUAGCGCGACACUGACCCUGGCACAAGGUUUCCUGGAGCCAUCCCAAGCCUGUCUGCAUUCUUCAUGCAUGUGUAGGUUUCUACUUGAAAUAUUGGCCUGUCUCUCCUUUUAAUUUCCUUUUAAUUUGAUAACCCUUCUAAUUUAAUUUUUAAAAGUACAGCUGGCAUUUGAAGGAAAAUCCCUGUAUGUUCUAAAUGUAUUUGUUUUUCCUCUGCCUUAAAGUUUGAAAUGUAUCCAUUUAACAUAUCGAAAUUUUAGACCUAAUGACACUGUGAUAGCUAUUUUUUGUUAAUAAAUAUUUUUUGUUCCUGUU
This is a messenger RNA of Rhineura floridana, 3735 nucleotides long. RefSeq names its product CASC3 exon junction complex subunit (gene CASC3). Gene Ontology annotation, cellular component: exon-exon junction complex. The record is from RefSeq and is a predicted model, not a curated record. The transcript has 14 exons. NCBI's taxonomy places the organism in Eukaryota, Metazoa, Chordata, Lepidosauria, Squamata, Rhineuridae. The coding region runs from base 93 to 2207 and encodes 704 amino acids. Gene Ontology annotation, molecular function: mRNA binding. Gene Ontology annotation, biological process: mRNA processing.